This is a messenger RNA of Bacidia gigantensis, 1023 nucleotides long. RefSeq lists its product as uncharacterized. Bases 1 to 1023 code for a protein of 340 amino acids. Gene Ontology annotation, molecular function: oxidoreductase activity, acting on the CH-OH group of donors, NAD or NADP as acceptor. The record is from RefSeq and is a predicted model, not a curated record. The transcript is spliced from 2 exons. NCBI's taxonomy places the organism in Eukaryota, Fungi, Ascomycota, Lecanoromycetes, Lecanorales, Ramalinaceae.
AUGGCUCCAAAGACGAUCCUUCUCACAGGCGCCAAUGGCUUCGUAGCAGGGCACAUCUUGAAUGUGCUUCUUGACGCGGGAUAUAAUGUGCUCGGGACAGUUCGAUCGACUAGCUCUGCUGAAAAGGUCAAAGUUACACAUGGAAGAUAUGGGGACAAGCUUUCCUUCGCUUUGGUACCGGACAUAGAAGCUCCUGGUGCUUUCGACGAGGUUAUCAAGAAUGUUGACGGCGUCAUCCACAGUGCUUCGCCAUUCCAUUAUCCUGUGGAAGACAAUGAAAAGCAAUUGUUCCAACCAGCAGUCAACGGGACACUACGCAUGCUCGAAGCUGUCCACGCAUCAGGUAAUGAACGCAUAAAGCGAGUUGUCAUGACUUCUUCUUUUGCAGCAGUUCUGGAUACCACAAAAGGCCUGAAUCCCGGCAGGGUGUACACCGAAGCUGAUUGGAACCCCAUGACCUGGGAUCAGGCCAAAGUCGCAGAUGGCAGUGCUGCCUAUUGUGCAAGCAAAUCUUUUGCGGAGAAGGCUGCCUGGGAAUUUGUUGAGAAGCAUAAGCCAGCCUUCAGCGUAGUCGCUUUAUGCCCGCCUAUGGUCUAUGGCCCCCCUGUACACCUUGUGGAGUCAAUGGAGAAACUCAACACCAGCUCCAAGGUGAUCUGGAAUCUCAUCAAUGGCUCGCAAAGCACUGUACCGCCGACCAGCUUCCCAGCGUUUGCAUAUGUACCUGACCUUGCUCUCUCCCAUCUUGCCGCGCUGGAGCGUCCAGAGGCAGCCAAUAAGCGUUACAUCAUCACCAAUGGCCCUUACAUAAAUGAAUGGCUUUGUGACUUCAUCGAAACCAAGUUUCCGCAGCUGAAAGGCAAAGUCCCAAAGCGUGACAGUGACAAACCACUUCCAGAAUUCUUUAGAGUGGACAAUGCUCGGGCAACGAAGGAGUUGGGUAUGAAGUGGACCUCUUUUGAGGACGCAUUUGGGAACGCCGUCCAAAGCCUGCUAGAUCUUGAGAAGAAGCUCGCUGAAUAA